AUGUCGCUGCACAAGGAAAUCUGUAAAUACAUCGCAAGAUCAAGCUCGAAACCGCUGCACAAAUUGGAGUUUGAACCGACCAAACGGAAAACGGGGGCCUUGUCCCAGAUCUUUAGGAAAGUCUUUUUUCCGUACUACUUUAAAUUUAUCCGGGCACCCUAUGAAAGGUGGCAAUUUUGUGCCAUGACCAAAUUUUUGAGGGAACACGGACUCAUGUACGACGACAUGUACAGCGACAAAGACCCCGUCAUCGAAAGAGCCAUAUCUCUUCUCCCGAAGGAUAUUCAAAUAAAACGUUACAGGAGAAUGUUAAGAGGAACGCACAUCAAUUUUUUAAGACUUUACCUACACCCCUCAGAGCAGAAUUAUGAUCCCUACAUUCCUUACCUUGCCCCAUAUAUCGAAGAGGCAAAAUUCCAGCUGCAAGAAGAGGAAGAAUUACUGGGUUAUCAUCCCUACGACAGGAGACUAUAUACUGGUGGAGCAACUGGUUUUGGUGACUUAGAGCCAGGAAUGCAUUUCCUCGUUUCGAUUCCGAACCUUUACGGAGCGGCCAUACCGCACACCCUUAAGAAGAAGUAGAGGAAGGGGAGUCACACCGCUUUUCCAUGUAUAUAUGUUAGCUUUUAAUGCAUACGUGGUGAUUUGUUAAGAGGCCCAUACAGGCUAAUAACUCAAUGGAUACUUUCUCCACGCAUGCGUAGUGGGUAUCAUUCCCCUAUACAUGCAAACAUGGGAGACGUUAUUUCCUUGAGGGGCGAUGCACAUAUUACCAUCAUCCACAAAGACAUCACCAUGGGGAAACGCAUGAGAAACAGACAACAACAACAAAAAAAAAGUGUUUGCCUUAAUUUGAAAAUAUCCGCAGCGCCCUUAUAUAUAUCAUCAUAAAGGAGUGUU
Plasmodium cynomolgi strain B is the source of this 900-nucleotide messenger RNA. RefSeq names its product ubiquinol-cytochrome c reductase. The transcript has 2 exons. NCBI's taxonomy places the organism in Eukaryota, Apicomplexa, Aconoidasida, Haemosporida, Plasmodiidae. Gene Ontology annotation, biological process: mitochondrial electron transport, ubiquinol to cytochrome c. The coding region runs from base 1 to 582 and encodes 193 amino acids. The record is from RefSeq and is a predicted model, not a curated record.